AUGAAAAAACAAGGUGAUGAAAAGCCAGAAGAGGAUGAAGAAGAAAUAUUAGUUCUACUAAAGAAACUAAAUGAAAAAUAUGAAAGUAAAAAGGCCUUAAAACAACCAGCAAGACAUAGCAUUGAUAUGGGAUCAUGUUCUAAUUUCGAAUUAAAUGAAGAUCCAAAUAAUCCUAUUGAUAAAAGGAAGGUAAUUGAAUAUAAAACCAAAACUGUGAGUGAACCAGUAUAUGAAGAUGAAGUUAAUAUGCAAAUGAAAGCUCAUAAUGAAAUAUCCAGUACUAACCCUAAUAGCAUUUAUAUUCCAAUUGAUAUAUGCAUUGAGGAUUACAAUAAAUAUAAAUUAUGUGCAUAUAUUGAUAGUGGUUGUUCUACAUGUUUUGGAAAGAGAUCACUAUUUCCAGAAUUCUUGUGGAAAAAAGCCAAAAAUCCUAUGCAAGUUAGAAUUGCUAAUAAUAGUGUCAUGAUGCAUACGGAGAUAAUUGAAGAUAUAAAGAUAGAAAUCGGAGGAGUUCAGUGUGUUAUUCCUAUUUUAUGGGCAACUAAUCAGCCUAGUCAUGAUAUGACAAUAGGAAAUAAUUUUCAAAGGUUAUACUCUCCAUGCACUCAAACUAUUGAUCAAAUAAUCUUUACUAUUAAUGGUCAUUUUGUUCCCAUACAGAAAAUAACAAAGGCAUAUACUCAUCAGACAAUGGAAUUUACGCGCAGCCACCGUGGUGAUAGGGUUACUCCUACACAACGAGAGGUUGCACUUAGAAUUUUUGAGUGUGAUUCAUCAUUAAUAUAUCAGAUAAAUAAACAACAAGAAAAACUAUGCGAAAAAUUAUAUUCUACAAAUCCUUUAGAACAUUGGGAAAAGGAUAAAGCAUUUGCUAAGAUAACUCUAACAAAUCCUAAUAAGAUUAUUAGAGUGAGACAAAAGGUUUAUACUUACCAAGAUAUUCAGGAGUUUAAUGAACAAAUAAAAGAAUUGCUUAAUAAAAAGCUAAUUAGGAAUAGCAAAAGCCCUCAUAAUAGUCCAUCAUUCAUGGUAAGAAAUCAUGCAGAAGAAAAAAUAGGUAAAGCUAGAAUGGUCAUUAAUUAUAAACAACUAAAUGAUAAUACUGUUUUUGAUGGCUAUUACAUUCCUAAUAAAACUGUGUUAUUUAAUAGAAUACAAGGAGCCACAUGGUUUUCUAAAAUGGAUUGUAAGAGUGGCUACUAG
This is a messenger RNA of Chenopodium quinoa (quinoa), 1203 nucleotides long. RefSeq lists its product as uncharacterized. Gene Ontology annotation, biological process: proteolysis. The transcript has a single exon. The record is from RefSeq and is a predicted model, not a curated record. Lineage: Eukaryota; Viridiplantae; Streptophyta; Magnoliopsida; Caryophyllales; Amaranthaceae. Gene Ontology annotation, molecular function: aspartic-type endopeptidase activity. Bases 1 to 1203 code for a protein of 400 amino acids.